This is a messenger RNA of Linum tenue, 972 nucleotides long. Lineage: Eukaryota; Viridiplantae; Streptophyta; Magnoliopsida; Malpighiales; Linaceae. The record is from the annotation of a GenBank genome assembly.
CAUAGAAUAACUCAUUGCUUAAAAAAAAUUCAUGAAUUGCAGAAGGCGCAUUCCGUAAUCCCAGCCCAUCUAAUCGCCGAAGCCAUCUCAACUCUCCGGGGACUCGACCUUCGGUGGUCGGGACCCAUAACUCCGACCGAAAUGGACUACGUCAAACAAUAUGUCUUCGCCAAAUACCCUCAAUACUGCAACGGCAUCCUCAACGAAAGCGAAGCACUCGAUUUGGGCAUUACCGGGGAAGAAGAAGAAUCCUCGGAACCCAACACAAAAAUUUCCCCCAAAAACCCCUCGACGCCGUCGUUUAGCCGGAGCUUCUCCGAUCUGGACCGAACCCAACUGGAAUCGUCCCGCCUACUCGACAUACUAGCCAAGAAAUCCUCAUUCAAGGGCAAUUUCAUGUCGAUCCCAGAAAUCCAGGCAUCGAAUCGAGCCCUGAAGCACUGCGGGCUGAACGAGAAGGACUAUCUGGUCAUUUUCAUGCCGACCCAGAGAGAUGCUCUGGCGAUGGUGGGCGAGAGCUACCCUUUUUUCAAAGGGAACUAUUACAUGACAAUCGUUGAAGAAACAGGGGACGGGAUCCGCGAAUACGCCGGUAGAAAAGAGGCGAAAGUGGUUCCGAUGCCGGAGAGCUGGUUAGAUCUGAGAAUCAAAGGUUCGCAGCUAAGCCAGUACUUUCGGAGAAAGUGUAAGAACACUCCAAAGGGGCUUUUUGCGUAUCCGGCCGCGGCGAAUGGGCUUAGGUACUCGAUGCAUUGGAUCUCCGAGGCCCAUCGGAACUCGUGGCAUGUCUUGUUGGACGCGACGGGGUUGGUGAUGGGGGAGGAGAGGCUGGCGCUGGCCAUGCAUCGGCCGGAUUUUGUAGUGUGUGGGUUGGAGAACAACGGCGGCGGCGGCGGGCAGGGGAACGGGCAGAAGGUGAGUUGUUUGUUGGUGAGGAAGAACUCGUUUGAUACUUCUGCGGCUUCUGGGUGA